CUACAUAAUCCGCUCACGGACUCUUCCUUCUCUCAUAAAUUCAGUUAAUCCGUCCAUUUCAAUCCCAUUCAAAUCCGCCCGAGCUCUUCUUCCUUUUUACUUCUCUCUCUCUCUCUCUCUCUGGUCAAACGUUUUUCCCUUUCCCUCCUUUCAAAACAACAAAACCCCAACUCUCUCUCUCUCUCUCUCUCUCUCUCUGUGAAAUGCCGUUUUCUCGCUCCUUUUCUCCAAAUUCCCCCAAAUCUCCCAAACAAUAAGCAAAUCCCAUCCCUAUACAUACUCUCUCCCUCCCUCUCUCUCUCUCUAUAUAUAUAUAUAUAUAUAUCUGUCCAGAGAGCCAUGGACCCAGGAUCUGGACCGUACAAUCCUCGAACGGUUGAUGAAGUCUUCAGGGAUUUCAAGGGCAGGAGAGCUGGCAUGAUCAAAGCCCUAACUACCGACGUGGAAGAAUUUUACCAGCAGUGCGAUCCAGAGAAGGAAAAUUUGUGUCUGUAUGGAUUUCCCAAUGAGCAAUGGGAAGUUAAUUUACCUGCCGAAGAGGUCCCUCCGGAGCUCCCUGAGCCUGCUUUGGGCAUUAACUUUGCUAGGGAUGGGAUGCAAGAAAAAGACUGGUUGUCUUUGGUGGCUGUCCACAGUGAUGCAUGGUUACUUGCCGUGGCCUUUUACUUUGGCGCUAGGUUUGGAUUCGACAAAAACGACAGGAGGCGUCUCUUUGGUAUGAUAAAUGAUCUCCCGACAAUAUUUGAGGUUGUGACAGGAACUGCAAAGAAGCAAGCGAAGGAGAAGUCGUCAACCACAAAUCAUAGCAGCAACAAAUCCAAGCCAAAUUCAAAAGGGGCCCUCUUCGAAGAGGGAGGAAAGGAAGGAGACUUGUCACAACCUGAUUCUACGCUCACACUCAAAAAGCGGGGCUCCGAAUCUCAGGUCAAAUAUAUGAAGGGGACACAGCAGAAGGAAGAAGAGGAGGGGCUGGAUGAGGAAGAUGAAGAGGAGCAUGGCGAGACCUUGUGUGGGGCCUGUGGGGAGAACUAUGCAUCAGACGAGUUCUGGAUCUGCUGUGACAUCUGCGAGAAGUGGUUCCACGGCAAGUGCGUGAAGAUCACCCCGGCGAGGGCAGAGCAUAUCAAGCAGUACAAGUGCCCAAAUUGCAGCAACAAGAGGGCCCGCCCUUGAUGGGCUGGGGCCCCAAGGGGUGGUGGAGCCCCUUUUGUAUUUGUGGACUGCUAACUGUCUAGUUUUCGGUUCGUGUUUAGUGGGUGUGGUGGGUCAGGUUUGUGCUUUUCUUGCCUUUGGCCGUGCUGGGCGCAUAUGAAUGUAUGAAUGCUUUCGGCUUUUGAAAAAUCUCCCGUUGGGGGAGAGUACAACUUCUGUAGGUUCGGUUCA
Magnolia sinica is the source of this 1383-nucleotide messenger RNA. Its product is annotated as PHD finger protein ALFIN-LIKE 4-like. Gene Ontology annotation, molecular function: transcription cis-regulatory region binding; histone binding; transcription coregulator activity. The transcript is spliced from 6 exons. Bases 340 to 1173 code for a protein of 277 amino acids. The record is from RefSeq and is a predicted model, not a curated record. NCBI's taxonomy places the organism in Eukaryota, Viridiplantae, Streptophyta, Magnoliopsida, Magnoliales, Magnoliaceae. Gene Ontology annotation, cellular component: nucleus. Gene Ontology annotation, biological process: regulation of DNA-templated transcription.